AUGGAAACUGACUCUGGAGAUGGUUACGUCAGUAGACACGAAAAGCGGGCUGCGUUCAUGAACCUGUGUCGCUCGAAUUGCACCGUCGUUAUAGACUGCGAAUUCGACUCCUAUGAAAGCGAGAAAGAGGCAACGAGCCUUGCUAAUCAAUUGAUGCAGAGCUAUGCAUUUAACCGGCGUGCUGAUAAGCCUGUCAAUCUGGUCAUAUGCGGGAUACAAGAGGGAAGCUACCUAGCCGAAGCUUUCAAGAAGAUAUCGGGUACAGAAAACUGGAUGUGUACCCUGGAGUAUAAGAGCCUCGAAGAGAUUUACGAUCCGCAGAAUGUUACCUAUCUCUCAGCAGAUGCUGAAGAAGUGCUAGAUGACAUAUCGCAAGAAGGGAUUUAUGUUAUUGGCGGCAUAGUUGAUCGCAACAGAUUAAAAGGUAUCGCCUUAAGCAGAGCUAGGUAUAUCGGAGCUACAUGCAAACGAUUACCCAUCAAGGAACAUGUACAACUCACGCAAAGUCACGUUCUUUCUAUCACAGCAUGUGUAAGUAUCAUCCUUAAUUAUACGGCGAACAAAAACUGGACUAAGGCUCUGGUUGAGUCGAUCCCCAAAAGAAAAUUCUAG
Babesia ovata is the source of this 612-nucleotide messenger RNA. RefSeq names its product tRNA guanine-N1-methyltransferase family protein. The transcript has a single exon. The record is from RefSeq and is a predicted model, not a curated record. NCBI's taxonomy places the organism in Eukaryota, Apicomplexa, Aconoidasida, Piroplasmida, Babesiidae. The coding region runs from base 1 to 612 and encodes 203 amino acids. Gene Ontology annotation, biological process: tRNA N1-guanine methylation. Gene Ontology annotation, molecular function: tRNA binding. Gene Ontology annotation, cellular component: nucleus.